UUAUUCAUCUAGAUAUUCUACCUGUGUUUUUAAGUGUUUUUAAUCGUAUUCGUUUUUUUAACGUGUAUAUUUUUAAUUAAAAAAAAUGUGUUCCAAAAAAUUAUUAUGUUAUGUUACUAUUGGUCUACUAAUUAUGGGAAUCUUUAUGGAUGGUGUCGAAGCGAGACGUAAAAUUUUGAAAGGUCGAAAAACAAUUACGAGACGUUAUUAUUGGGGAACCGUAAUACCAGCAUGGUCCAUAGUACUUUUGAUAGGAAUCAGUAUGUUACUUGCCGGUGGUGGACUUUAUGUAUUAUUACAAAAAUUUGUAGUUGAUAAUGCUGAGAUUGAAGAAAGUCAUUCAUAUCAACCUGCAUUACAAAAUGAAGCUUGAUUUAUAUUAAAUGCACACAACAUUAUUAUUAAUGCUUAUUAUAUCAUUCUUAUACUUCAACAUAAAUCAAAUAUUAAAAUAUUAAAAUAUU
Apis dorsata (giant honeybee) is the source of this 464-nucleotide messenger RNA. RefSeq lists its product as uncharacterized. The record is from RefSeq and is a predicted model, not a curated record. The transcript has 3 exons. Bases 86 to 373 code for a protein of 95 amino acids. NCBI's taxonomy places the organism in Eukaryota, Metazoa, Arthropoda, Insecta, Hymenoptera, Apidae.